AUGUCCCAUGGGAAAAUCUCGGAAUCGGCACUGAUUCCUGGAUUCAAGGAUGCUUGUCGUUGGCUCGCGGCUUUUCCCAUGAAAAUUUCUCGAGCUAUUCCGAGGUUUAUCGAGCCUCGUCUUCAUUCCGACGUGCCGCGUCUGACUCCUCGGAAUGGCUCCAUCAUUCUUAAGCUGCGCGGCAGCUCUUCAGAUACUCCUGAUCAUUCUACAUCUCUCUCUAACUGCGACCAGCACCCUUCAACGGCCUUCACAGCGUCCUUGGAAGUGCCUGACAACCUUACGGAAAUUGAUGUUCAUAAACCAACGACUUUAUGA
This is a messenger RNA of Closterium sp. Yama58-4, 318 nucleotides long. NCBI's taxonomy places the organism in Eukaryota, Viridiplantae, Streptophyta, Zygnematophyceae, Desmidiales, Closteriaceae. The record is from the annotation of a GenBank genome assembly.